This is a messenger RNA of Drosophila santomea, 500 nucleotides long. Its product is annotated as protein new-glue 1. The record is from RefSeq and is a predicted model, not a curated record. The transcript has a single exon. Bases 39 to 500 code for a protein of 153 amino acids. Lineage: Eukaryota; Metazoa; Arthropoda; Insecta; Diptera; Drosophilidae.
UCACCAUCAAUCAACCAUCCCCAAUCAGCAAAUCCACAAUGAGAGCAGCAACUAUCAUCUCCGCCAUUCUCGUCCUGGCAGCCUGCCUUCCAAGGAGCAGCGAAGCGGUGACCUGCACCGCUGACGCCACCGUCGCAGGAUGCAUCAACUGCACCACCAAUCCAACCGAUGCCGAGUGCGUUGCCGAGGCAGCCGCCGCCACCACCACCACCACAACCACAUUGGCUCCAACCUCGACCACCGUUGCGACCACCACCACAGCGCCCACGUCAGCAAGUGGAUCCGGAACCGGAAGUCGUAAGAUCGUCAGCGUAAACAACCUGCGCUACUCCGUCAACCGUCGCAUCCGGAUCAACACCACCACAUCCCGCUCCUCCGGACGCACCGGCAGACGCUCCACCAAAUCCAACAGCAACAGCAAUACGAAGACCAACCGCAACCGCAGGAGCAGGAACAACUCCAGAGGCAGACGUGGAAAUGUUCGCGUCGUGGUUGGUUAA